Fulvia fulva is the source of this 6771-nucleotide messenger RNA. RefSeq names its product Reducing polyketide synthase PKS2. The coding region runs from base 1 to 6771 and encodes 2256 amino acids. Gene Ontology annotation, molecular function: phosphopantetheine binding; fatty acid synthase activity; 3-oxoacyl-[acyl-carrier-protein] synthase activity. NCBI's taxonomy places the organism in Eukaryota, Fungi, Ascomycota, Dothideomycetes, Mycosphaerellales, Mycosphaerellaceae. The transcript has 5 exons. Gene Ontology annotation, biological process: secondary metabolite biosynthetic process; fatty acid biosynthetic process. The record is from RefSeq and is a predicted model, not a curated record.
AUGUCCACACGGGGUUCGUCGCCGCCCCGUAGCGGUGACGUUGCCGUUGUGGGCAUGUCGUGCCGUCUGGCUGGCGGCGUGUCGACGCUCGAUGACUUUUGGACACUGCUCUCGCGGUCGCGCGACGGAUGGCGCACCAUACCAAAUGAAAGGUUUUCGAGCGACGCCUACUACCAUCCCAACCCGCAGAAGAAGGGCUGUUUUAAUCAAAAGGGGGGCUAUUUCAUGGACAAAGACUUCUCCGAGUUCGAUGCUCCGUUCUUUCAGAUAACAGAGCAAGAAGCUUUGGCAAUGGACCCCCAGCAAAGACAGCUACUGGAGUGCUCUUAUGAGGCUCUCGAAAAUGCGGGACUUGCCAAAGAGUCUCUCUCGGGUUCCAACAUGGGCGUCUUCGUUGGCGCCGCAUCCUCGGGCUACCGUAUGGGCACCCUCAAGGAUCUGAGUCAGGUGCCCAUGUUCGAUGCCACGGGUAACCACCAGUCUAUUCAAGCCGGCCGUAUUUCCUACUACUUUAAUCUUUCAGGGCCUAGCUUCUCUAUUGAUACAGCAUGCUCUUCGAGUUUGUACGCCCUUCAUUUAGCGGUCCAGAGCAUCCGCUCGGGAGAGUCCGACUCUGCCCUCGUCGCGGGUUGCAGUUUGCAUUUAAACCCAGAUGACAUGAUUUCUAUGUCCAUGCUCGGGAUAUUUUCCGAUCACGGACGCACAUAUGCUUUUGACCACCGCGCCAAGUCGGGCUACGCCAGAGGCGAGGGCGCGGGCUGUGUCAUUCUCAAGCCGCUCGAGAAGGCUCUUGAGGAUAAUGACAAUAUUCGAUCCAUCAUCGUCAACACAGGUACAAAUCAAGAUGGCAAGACAGUUGGUAUCUCUACGCCUAGCGGUGAGGCUCAAGAACGCCUCAUUCGAGACGUCUACGCACGAGCCAAUAUCUCUACCGACGAUGUGGGCUUCGUUGAGGCGCAUGGCACAGGAACAAGAAUUGGGGACCCCAUUGAAGCCGGAGCCAUAAAGAGAGUCUUCGGUAACGGCCGUACAAAGAGAUCGCCAUUGUACAUGGGCUCCGUCAAGACCAACGUGGGCCAUUUGGAAAACGCCAGCGGCAUCAUCUCGAUCAUCAAGGCGACGCUGAUGCUAGAAAAGGGUUUCAUCCUGCCCAACGUCAAUUACGAGAAGCCCAAUCCGGCCAUCCCGCUCGACGAGUGGAACAUCAAGAUUCCUACCAGUCUUCGCCCGUGGCCCAAAAACAAAAAGUACGUCAGCAUCAAUAACUUUGGCUUUGGUGGUUCCAACGCCCACGCAAUUCUCAAGGCGCGGCCAAGUGCCUACGCAGACUUCGUCCAGGAUACCAAGACGGAGCUGGACAAACCGAGACUGUUCGUCCUUUCUGCGCACGACGAAGGCGCAGCCAAGCGUGUAGCCGCGCAGCUCGGCAUCUUCAUCGAACAGCACCCUGAAGUCUUCCAGAAGCGCCUAAUCAAAGACAUUGCGUACACCCUGGGUGAGAGGCGAUCCCAUCUCGCCUGGCGAGUUGCCCUGGCGGCUUCUUCUUGCGACGAGCUUGCUACUUCCUUAAACGGCAUCGAUGCAAUACCCUCUCGGAUCUCUAUUAGACCCAGCUUGGCCUUUGUUUUUACUGGACAGGGUGCCCAGUGGCCGCGGAUGGGCUGUGAGUUGCUCGAAACUCACCCGAUAUUUGCCACCGCUAUUGAGACCGCUUCCAAGUACCUCACUGGCAUCGGCGCCGACUUCAAUCUGCUCGACGAGCUGUGCAAGUCUGCCGAUCGGUCCAAUGUAAGCAAGGCGCACAUCUCACAGCCCAUCUGCACUGCUGUCCAGCUUGGACUGGUGGCUCUGCUGUCUUCCUGGGGCAUCGAGCCGUCUAUGGUCAUGGGCCACUCGAGUGGUGAGAUUGCUGCGGCCUAUUCUACCGGUGCCAUCACUCUCGAGGAGGCAAUGGCCGUCGCCUAUCACCGUGGCCAGGUCAGCUCCGACAUGAAGGUCAAAAAUUCCGAUCUUCGAGGCGCUAUGCUUGCUGUUGGUGCUGGACCCUACGAGGUCAAGGCCAUCAUCAAGUCCCUCGGCCUCCCGAACAUCAACGUCGCAUGCGAAAACUCACCCAACUCAAUCACCGUCUCAGGCGAUGAGCACUCUAUCGACAGGCUGGCUGCCGAGCUCGAGAGCCGCAGCGUCUUCAACCGCAAGCUACGCGUCGACGUUGCAUACCACUCUGCUCACAUGCAGGUCGUGGCCGCCGACUAUAUGGCGGCCAUCAAGGACGUUCAGUCCGAAGCAACUGGCUGCGUCAAGUUCUAUUCAUCUCUGCUAGGUAGGAAGCUGGAAAACACGGUAAUGCUGGGUGCAUCGUACUGGAUCGACAACCUGACCAAGCCGGUCCUCUUCUCUUCUGCUCUACAAGAGAUGUACAGCGAUGCCAAGCCCGACAUUAUUGUCGAGAUUGGUCCUCAUGCCGCUCUCGAAGGCCCUAUCAAGCAAAUACUGAAGAGCAUCAGCCAGAAAGCGGCCACUGAGGUCAAGUACUUCCCUUCACUGGUCCGCAGCCAACACGCCACCACCAACAUGCUCAAGUUGGCCGGGAAUAUGUUCUUGCAAGGCCAUACCAUUGACUUCAAUGCCGUCAACCAGUCCUAUGCCGGUGCGCAGAAGCCUGCCGUUGUUAGCGACUUGUCUCCCUACCCGUGGUCCGAUCACAAGUACUGGUUCGAGUCCCGCGUGGCUAAGCAACAUCGUCAGAAACCCUUUGCUCGACAUGACUUGCUGGGUGUGCUAGACGACAAUUCCAACAACACAGAGCCGACUUGGCGCAAUACCAUCAGCACGAACGACAUUCCAUGGCUUAAGGACCACAAGAUGCAGUCCCUUUCUACCUUUCCUCUGGCGGGAUAUCUUUCCAUCGCGGUCGAGGCGUCUUUCCAGUGUGCGCUCCUUCGCGGCAUCUCCGAAGAUCAAAUCGGUGGCUUCAAGCUCCGUGACAUCCAAGCGUCCAAGGCAUUCAUCCUAGAUGACGGGGCUCAUUACGAGACGCUCGUCACUCUGCGAUCGUACGCCGAGGGAACUAAAUCCUACUCCACUACCUGGGAUGAGUUCCGCAUCUCGUCGUACGCGACUGGACGUGGCUGGCUAGAACAUUGCCGUGGCCUCGUGUCGAUCAAGAAGCCCGAAGUCUCCAACCCAGUAUGGGACAGCCAGCUUCGAGGCGCAGCCAAGCGUCGCAAGAUCGUUCAGAACGCGUCUGAAGCCGAUGAUAUUUCUCUAGACAGCUUCUAUUCGGAGCUGGAGGAACGCGGCGCUGGCUACCGCUCUACUUUCACGAUGCAGCCUGGCAGUGGCCUGCAGAUUGCUGGGAAUUACUCCAUGAGUACCAUCACGAUUCCUGACACCGCCUCCUGCAUGCCUCACCAGUACGAGACCCCUUAUGUCCUACCCACAGCGUUUCUGGAUCUCUUCUUCCAGCUUACAUUUCCCAUUCUGGGUGCUGGACGCGGCGUAAUGCCCUCUCUCUUCAUGCCCUCGUUCAUCCGUGAGGUCGACAUUAGUAACACCCUUUCAAGGGUAGCCGGUCAGCACGUCCAGGUUGUGGCUCAUGGCAAGCCAGAUCUUGCCAGCGCCGGUCCCGUUGACUUUGAUAUUGACGCCUGGCAGGGUGACGAACAGGAGCCUGUGGUCAAGUUUGCUGGCUUUAAGAUGACUCCUGUGAAGAACGAGGACGUUGAGAGCGAAAAGGCCCGCAAACUUUGCUUCACUGUCAGGUGGGAGCCGCUGCGCGGCUGUCCGGCUACCAAGUCGAAGGAGAAUGGUGUAGUUUACGAGAAUGACCACGGGCAGGACAUUAAUGAUGUCCGCCAGCAACCCAAUGGCUAUGGCCAUACUAGUGGUACCAAUGGGCACAGCAACGGCGAACAUGGUACCAACGGUCACGCAAACGGAACUGGUGAAGUCGAGAAUGGCCUCGAAAACGGGACCACUGGGCAUUUUGCUCCUGUCGACGCCGUCAAGAACAUCCUCGAGGACGAAAUCACACUGAUUGCCGAUUCCGAGCACUCAACCCCCAUAGUGUCAGCCCUACUGAAGCUCAUCGAGCUUCGUACCGGUAGGGUCGCCAGCAUCGUGCCUCUGUCAAAGCUCGACGUCUCUUCGUCCACACGAUACGUCUGCCUGGCUGAGCUGGAUACUCCCCUUCUUUACGACAUGACGGCCGAGACUUUUGAGAGAGUUCAGACCCUGCUACUCAACUCCAGAUCCACGCUGUGGGUAACCCGCGGCGCUUACCGCUUCGCAGAGAAUCCCAAGAACAGCAUCUGCCAGGGGCUCCUUCGCACAGUUCGUUCUGAGGCUAACAAGGCGGCGGCAUACCUCGACCUGGAUCCCAACUCUCAGCUUGCACCAUUCGAGAGCGCGGGGCUUAUCCUCCAGGCUAUCGCGGUGUCCGUUGCCACGCCCGAAGACGAUUAUCCCGUUCACUACGAGUUCGCCGAGGAAUCAGGCGAGCUGUACGUACCUCGCGUGGUUGAGCAGGAAGAUAUGAAUCUCACCGUCUUUCGCGGCACGCAAUCUACCACUACAUACCCGCAAGACUUCCACCAGGAUGGACGACGCCUGAAGGUCGUUGUUGGCACUCCUGGCGCUCUUGAUUCUCUCUACUGGAAGGACGAGGUUGAGCGGUCGCUGGCCGAGGGCGAGAUUGAGAUUAUGGUUAAGUCGACUGGCAUGAACUUCAAGGAUGUGGUCAUUGCCAUGGGACAACUAGCCAGCUCUUACUUGGGGGUUGAAUGCAGUGGAAUAGUCAGUCGUGUCGCGGCUGACGUGACCACUUUAAAGGUCGGCGAUCGUGUCUGUGCUACGUCUCUGGGGGCGUAUGGUACUUACACGCACUGCGCUGCCACGAGCGCAGCCGUCAUUCCUGAAGACAUGACGUUCGAAACUGCGGCCUCUAUCCCCGUUGUUUACUGCACGGCCUACUACGGCAUUGUCGUUCUCGCUCGGACUGAGCCCGGUGACAAGAUUCUCAUCCACGCUGCCUCUGGUGGUGUUGGGCAGGCCGCCAUUCAGCUGGCCCAGAUGCUCGGUGCCGAGAUCUUCGCCACAGUGGGCAGCCUUGACAAGAAGAAGCAUAUUAUGGAGACAUACAACAUCCCGGAGAGCCACAUCUUCUACAGCCGUGAUACUUCAUUUGGACCGGCUGUGCGGGAGGCCACCGGUGGCAAGGGGGUAGAUGUCGUAAUCAACUCCCUAGCCGGUGAUCUGCUCCGCGAAACGUGGGAGUGUAUCGCCCCAUUCGGUCGCUUCAUUGAGAUUGGCAAGCGAGACAUCACUUCCAACACGAGGCUGGAAAUGUCCAAGUUUGAGUACAACUGCACCUUUAGCUCCGUCGAUCUGACUCUUGUCGCUGCCGAACGCCCCAAGAUCAUGGCUCGCGUUCUGACUGCCGUCAUGGACUUGUUGGCCAAGAAGAAUGUAGCUCCUAUUGGUCCUAUUACCACGGUCGGUAUCUCCGAGCUUGAGUCCGCUCUACGAAUGCUGCAGAGUGGCAAGACCAGUGGGAAGGUGGUUGUAAGCCACCAGGUCAAUGAGCAAGUGAAGGUCACGCAUCCAGCUCCUCCAGCAAACCUCCUCAGAAGCGACGCAACCUACAUCAUCAUCGGAGGAACCGGUGGCCUGGGUCGUUCGAUGACUAAGAGACUGGUACAACGUGGAGCUCGUAUUAUUGUGCUGCUUUCCCGAAGCGGCAAGAUGACAGACGAACUCGAUGCUCUGAGCCAACAGAGUGCCACAUUGGGAGCUUCCAUUCUCGUCAAGCCGUGCGAUGUAGGCGAUCAGGCAAGCGUCUCGACGUUGAUGGCCGAACUGGAAAAGAAUCUACCUCCCAUCAAAGGCGUCAUUCACGCGGCCAUGGUUCUCAAGGAUGUACUCUUUGAGAAGAUGAAGUUUGACGAGUAUGAAAGCGUGGUCCGAUCCAAGGUCGCUGGUGCUUGGAACUUCCACCACGCCCUCGAGAGCAGCAACCUCGAUUUUUUCGUCGUCCUAUCAUCCGUUGCUGGUAUCGUGGGUAACAGAGGACAAGCUGCGUACGCCGCUGCAAACACAUUUCUCGAUGCCUUGACCCAUUUCCGUCGACGCAAGGGCCUCGCUUCAACAUCAUUGGAUCUAACCGCCGUUGAAGGCGUCGGCUACCUGGCCGAGAACUCUGCCCGUCAGUCUCAAGUUCUGAGAAGCCUAUCUGGCAAUGCCAUGGACGAGGCCGAGGUUCUAGCCCUGAUCGAGUCUGCCAUCAACGGCAAGGUCGGGACCAUUUGCCAGGACCAGUGCAUCACUGGCCUCAGCUUCGAGAACCCGUCUUCGCUGCCUUUCUACGCUUCCGAUGGUCGAUUCUCUCAACUCCGUACUGCUGCUUUGGCUGAGCUGGCUGACGCCAAUUCCUCUGCGUCUUCGGCGACCCUUUCUAUUGGACAACAAUUGAGGCGUGCUGCCAGCUCAGACGAGGCAGUCGAGAUUGCCACCAUCGGUCUGCGAGAUAAGCUCGGCGCUAUCUUGAUGCUACCUCAGGAAGUCAUGGAGAUGCAGAAAGCGACGACGUCCAUCACCGCCUUCGGCUUAGACUCCCUCAACGCAAUUGAGCUGCGGAACUGGAUCGACAAAGAGCUGCAGGCUCACUUGCAGGUGCUGGAGCUGUUGACCAGUGGUGGUCUGGCUGACUUGGCUGCCCUGGUGCUGAGGAAGACGAGACUCCAUGGACCGUGGUCCAAAGUUCAGGAGUAA